GCGCGGAUGUGGUGGCAACCUUUAUCACGCGUUGAGUGAAACUGCUGUUGGCGAGGUUGCACCAGAUAUGUGACAUGAGUGGCGCCAGGGACCAUGCCGGCUAUCGAAAGUGGAGCUGCCGCUGCAUAAGGUGGCCUCCCGGGUGAAUGACAUCACCAACUUUUAGCUGGAUGAGGUUGCGUGGCGGUUCGGCAUGGAGCCGUUCGACCAUAGCAACCCAGGACUACAAAUGUUUACCGGCAAAACACCCCGGACCGCAGAGGCUUCUUGCGGAUAAGAUGGAGUCUGACUCCACCGACUACAAAUCAUACGGGGCAGGCCCUGAUGCCCUCGAGUACUCGGAUGCCCAGAGGUCGCAGGGGACGAAGCGGGCGAGGACGAUGGUGCGGACAAGCUGGCCUGCGCCCCCACCGACGAGGCGGCAUCAUCACGCCAUCACCCCAAAGGGUUCAGGGACUGGCCAGACAAUGAUGUGCAGUUGCUGGACGGACCGCCAGCCUCGAUGGUGUCGCUUCCGGGCCGCCGCUGCGGAGGGAGCACGGAAGCGCCGGCUAGGGGCCGGCUGAUGGUUACGUAGCCAGCCCGCCGCGAGAUGGCAGAGCAGCGCCAUCGCGAGAAGCAGCCGAUCGUUGGCUCGGCCGGCAGCCCAGUCGCCAAGAAGCUGUGGUGGCCGUCCUGCCGGCUGGUGUUCUUCUGCCGGGGUGGAGGAGGGUCAGGUGCGGGCCCCAUGAGAUCCCCCUUGCCGAUGGGUAAGACUUUCUUCGAGGCUGGUGCCACCUUUCUCUUUUCAUGUUUGCUGCUGGCAUUUGAGCUCGUGCUCAUCUUUGUCCUGCAGGCCUCCUCUUGUGCUACCUGAACCGGAGACGUCGGCCCUCAAGACCGCGCAAGUCGCCAUCACUCGCCGUGGAGCACCCGCGGUGACAGCGUGACUCGAGAGGGAGCGUCAUGCUAAUAAGGUCGUGCCGGCUGGGGGAGCCGGCGUCAGCGGCCCCUCGGGCGAAGCAGCAAAUGAUGCCAUGGUGUCGGCGCCGCCUACAGCUGCUUAGGAGAGUCCUUCAAUGUACAUGUGGACGCAGGCCCCGAGCCACCUCCAGAGAUGGCGACCCCAGCGGCUGGCGAGCCAGCUGCCCUAGAGGCGGUUCGUUCAAAGUCUGACCCGGGGCAGCGGACCGGAGCUGCUGCCGAUGCCCCUGGCGACGGCGACCGAGCCAUUGUUGUGUCAAGAGCACCGGCGAUUUCGACCGCGCCGGCUUGUGGGAGCCGGGUGCACUUGUUGACGUCGGUGACGACCGUGUCAGAGCAGCUGCACCCCGCCCCGCCUGCGACCGAGACAGUCCCUUUGACCCCUGGGCAGGCGGUGUUAGUGCUGCGGUCGUUGAGCGUGAUUGUCCAAUGCAAAAAGGACAUGCUCGACUUCGACAUAUCGAUGAUGGUUGGCCAAAAGACUCUAGACCAGGUGCUCGAGGCCAAGCGGUCGCAGCACAGUGCAAUCUGUCGGGAUGCAACAUACAUCGGCCGCGCUCCAACAACUGCUACCACAAAGCUCGCAACGACCUCGCGUCUCAGUCGACCGAGGUAGAGACGGUCAAGGCCGAGAUGGA
Messenger RNA from Hordeum vulgare subsp. vulgare (domesticated barley), 1601 nucleotides. RefSeq lists its product as uncharacterized. The transcript has 3 exons. The record is from RefSeq and is a predicted model, not a curated record. NCBI's taxonomy places the organism in Eukaryota, Viridiplantae, Streptophyta, Magnoliopsida, Poales, Poaceae. Bases 1097 to 1579 code for a protein of 160 amino acids.